Molecule: messenger RNA, 2250 nt
Organism: Sorghum bicolor (sorghum)
Lineage: Eukaryota; Viridiplantae; Streptophyta; Magnoliopsida; Poales; Poaceae
Exons: 1
Coding region: 1028-1954 (308 amino acids)
Source: RefSeq, a predicted model, not a curated record
CUGUGUAAUUAGUUUUUGUUUUCGUCUAAAUUUAGUUAAAUUUAGUACUCUAUGCAUGUGCCGCAAGAAUCGAUGUGACGGGGAAUCUUGAAAUUUUUUAGGAACUAAACAAAGCCUAAACUCUGUGUAUUGCACUGACGCAAUAAUUUGACCGUACUUACCCAGUCAGUGUCUUGAGAAUGACACAGGCGAUAAGAACCGAGAAGUGAGUGUGUUUUUUUUUAGCAAGAGAAAGUGAGUGUUGAGAGUGCUGCUUCCUGUUUACGUCCUUUCGUUACAAUAGAUAGAUCUGUGAGAUAUUAUCCAAUAAAAAAACCUUCAUAUAUAUCAAAAUUGGGUCCUAGCUGAAAUGACCCGAACAGCUGACUCCAUCUGACUGGUACACGUCGACAUUAUUAUCCCAAGGAGGCCUCUUGCAAUUAAAAAAAAAAGCCGAACCUAGAACUAGACCGAGAGCAAGAAAGGCAUCUAUUAUCUAUUAUGCAUGUAAUGCAUGGACGAUAUCGAUGUCGACGAGCCCUUGGGUUGCCUUGCAUUGGCGUCACGCGUCAGUACGUGUCAUACAUGUCCGCCUGCCCCCAUCGAUCUCUCCGGCCGGUCGUCACACCUUCGUGUGAGCGCAUGGAUCACACCAUGACCUUCCCUCGUCGUCGUCCAGCUCGAUAUCCAUGCAUCGAUGGUCCCAAGGAGUCCCAAACAAGGCACAAACACAACAGUUAGCGCAGAUGACCGCGAGGAGCCAGCAUCAGCACCCGGACCGGACGACGUGCGUAUCUUGGGGCGCCGCCGCCGCUGGCAGAUCGCGCUCGCGCACAUCGACACGACGACGACACAAACAACAAGAGAGCUGCCUCCCCUGCUUACCAGAAGCUGACAAACACAAGAGCAAUAUAUCUACACGGCCACACACAGCCUCCAAUCCCCUCUACUCUACCCUUGUGCUCUCCAAUCCCCUCUACUACUCUCCGGCCCCUUGUGCUUCGCUUGUUUUGGUUUGGUAUUCCGGCAAGCCAUCGAUCGAGAGUACAUGCCAUCCAUGGCGCACGGCGACGGCGGCGUGCAUCAGCCGUCCUGCGCCACGGUGCCGCUAGGCAAGUCGGUGCGGCGGGCGCUCCGGACCGCCAUCGGCAUGCCCAAGAAGAAGAAGAAGCCGCAGCCGCGGCCGCAGCCCGGCAGCAGGAGCGUCAGCGUGUCCAUGGAGCUGAGCAGCUCGUCGUCGGUGGCGGCGAGGAAGGAGGCGGUGGUGCGGGUGGUGCUGCGUGGCGGGGUGGUGGAGGUGUACCCUGGCGUGGUGCUGGCCGGCACCGUCAUCCAGAACCACCCGCCGGGGCUCUGCCUCGCGCACCCGGACGUGUUCCGCAACCCGCACGGCGCCGUCGUCCGCCCGCUCGAGCCGCUCUUCCCAGGCCAGAAGUUUUUGCUGCUCCCCGAGUCCACCGUCGUCAGGCUCAAGCAGAAGAUCCCCGAGAGCUCCAUCGGCGCCUUCGACGACGACGAUGAGGAGGAGACGUCCUCGGAGGGCCACAGCAGCGGCGGCGGCGCGGUGUCGUCGUCGGAAGAGGAGGCGGGUGACGACGGUGCUACCCCCAUGCUGGCGUGCAGCGCGAGGGGCUACUUCGAGGACAACGACCGGUGGUCGGAGUUCCGCUUCAGGAAGCUCGUGGAACAGGGGCUCGCCGUGGCGCCGAGCAAAGAAGACGACGACGACGAGCCGGCCGCCGGAAGGAAGCAGGAGAAGACAAGGAACAAGAAGGAGAAGAGGAAGGGGAAGCGGCGGAGAGACCGUAAUAGUCUGCUGCCCCUGCUGCCGAUGGGCCUCAUCAGAGGGUUCGCGGCGGCGAGGAGGACGUGGGAGCCCAGCCUGCCGUCGGUGGAGGAGGAAGAGGCCACCCCCGUCUUCGCCGUCUCUCCUUGCCACCCUCCGUCGGAGCCGGAGGAGAUCACAAGAUCAUGAGCCGCGCGCAGCAAGUUAACUAACUAGUGCUGUUGCACUUGCACAUAGUCGUGUGUCGUGUCGUGUCCUCGCGGUGGAGGUGGUCGGGCAGUUCAAAGCGGCCGGGCGAUCAGAAGCUGCAUGCAUGCAGAGUGCUCUCGUCCUAUUCCGUCCAGAAGCUGCAUACACUUGUACAUUUUUCUUGUUGGCAGCUGUCAUGUUUUCUCUUUUUCUGUGUCCGCGUCGAACAUAUACAAGUGUAUAUAACCCUGAUGACCCUUGCUGUGAUCAAUCAGCUAGUCGUGUGCUUUGGUGGU